CCAAAGUAAAAGAGAUUGAUCAUAUUCCUAGAAAAAAAAUGGAGAAAAAUGAAAUCCCCGGAACCCUAACACCACCGCCACCACCACCACGGCCACCAAGGGAGAGGCGAAGGAGAAAGACGGAAGAUGGCGAGAAGAAGAAGAAGAAUCAGAGAAAAGAAGUUAGAGUGGUAUCUUCUUACUUUCCAAUCCCUCCUCAUCUUAAUAGUGGUGAUUUUGUUGUUCAAAGACCUAAAAGGGAUUUUACUGUCCCUAAUAAACCACAUGAUGAUGAUUAUCUAUUUAAAACCAAAUCAACCCCUGAUGGUGAUUUCGGAACAUCAACACCUCCAAAACAAGAGAAUCCCAAAUCAUCAUCAUCAGCAGCAGCAUGUGUUGAGAAUAUUGAUGAUGUUCUUGCUCGUUUUGGUUAUGUUCCGAAUCCGAAGAAACCCAUCCCAUUCCGAUCUGCUAAAUCUGCUAAAUCUACACAAGCUUUACCACUACGCAACAUUCAAUCACACCAGAGUAAUGCCUCUUCUUCUAAUUAUGAUGAUAGUAAUAAGCAAAACCCAGUGGAACUUCAUGAUCAAGUGGCUGAGUGGAAGAGAAGGAGGUUUUGUAAUAAUGAGGUGAAAUCAUUUUUACAAAACAGAAAUGGAUUGGUUAGGAAUGCAGGAUUCCAAGAGAUGGAAGAAAUCAAAACCCCAGAAAAGGAAUCCACGGGAAAAACUAAGAAGAAGAGGAUCCGUAAAACACCAGCGUUUUCGCGUCGUCUUACACUUGCUGAGAGUAAUUGUGAAGCUUACCUGAGAAAGACUCCGGACAAUACAUGGAAACCUCCAGUUUCACCACACAAACUGCUUCAAGAGGAUCACUAUGAAGAUCCUUGGAGAGUAAUCGUUAUUUGUAUGCUCCUUAAUGUUACUUCAGGCAAGCAGGUAAGAAAAGUUCUGCCUGAUUUCUUCAAACGUUUUCCCGAUGCGAAGUCAAGUUUGGAGGUUGUACCACAAGAAAUAGAGGAAAUUAUUUGGACCCUAGGAAUACACGAUAGAAGAGCAAUAAUGAUUCAGCGCUUCUCUGCGGAGUAUCUGUGGGAGAACUGGACCUACAUAACCGACCUUCAUGGUGUUGGCAAGUAUGCAGCUGAUGCAUAUGCAAUAUUCUGCACAGGGAAGUGGGAUCAAGUUAGACCCAAGGAUCAUAUGCUGAAUAAAUACUGGGAAUUUCUCCAUGUAGAGUUUGGGAAAGCAGUUCCCGACGAGGUUGGUAAGAGGAUUGCUCCCUACCCAACACAUAGUUAGGCUAGUUAGGGAUGAUAUCUAUUUUGCUGCAUGACGUCCUUGCAUAUGAUGGUAUUUUGUAAACUCUCUAUCUUUCACUCUUUCUACAAACUUUGUGUAAGCUUAGGGUCAUUUUAUAGAGUGGGCAUCAUUUCUGGUUAUUAAGCUUUAACAGAAAGAAAAACAAAACAGGUAGUGAAGAGAGUAGACGAGAUAAUUUAAAAACUGUAAUGAGAGUUGUUUAGGGUGUCAGAUAUAUAGAGGUAUUGUAGCUGGUAUUUAACUCCUUCUGACUGCCCAAGUCCUUGACCAUUUUAUUUGUACAAGAUACUGUUGAAAAAAUAUAUAAAGGUCUCUACUUUGGUAUUUUGAAAUUUGGACAUUCUGAUAUUUGCACAAACCAUUUAAACCUUACAACUUUGAAUUGUAAUGUGCGGAACACUGUUUUCACAGCUUGGGACUUUUUAUGCGUAGACAUGAAUCUCUCAACCUCUGAACAUUUUCAUUUCA
Messenger RNA from Papaver somniferum (opium poppy), 1772 nucleotides. RefSeq lists its product as uncharacterized. The transcript is spliced from 3 exons. Gene Ontology annotation, cellular component: nucleus. The record is from RefSeq and is a predicted model, not a curated record. The coding region runs from base 39 to 1283 and encodes 414 amino acids. Gene Ontology annotation, biological process: DNA repair. Gene Ontology annotation, molecular function: catalytic activity; DNA binding. NCBI's taxonomy places the organism in Eukaryota, Viridiplantae, Streptophyta, Magnoliopsida, Ranunculales, Papaveraceae.